Molecule: messenger RNA, 2485 nt
Organism: Momordica charantia (bitter melon)
Lineage: Eukaryota; Viridiplantae; Streptophyta; Magnoliopsida; Cucurbitales; Cucurbitaceae
Product: N-lysine methyltransferase
Biological process (GO): positive regulation of transcription by RNA polymerase II
Cellular component (GO): nucleus
Molecular function (GO): RNA polymerase II transcription regulatory region sequence-specific DNA binding; histone binding; chromatin binding
Source: RefSeq, a predicted model, not a curated record
UCUGUCGCUAUCCAGUAGUCUCAGAAGUCCCUUUCUCUUUCUUCUCACCGAGAGAAAAGAAGAUCGCAUGUCCUCACCGGUAAACCUCACCGGCGAUUUCUCCGGCAAAGAUCGAUUUUGAGAAACUUUGAGUUUUGGGGCUAACUUGAGUAGUGUCGUCGUCUACAUCUGGCACUGGGCGUGGAGUUGGAUUCGAGUGUGUGUAGUGUGGAAGGGAGCUGAGCUGAUUGCGCGGAGGUUGAGUUUCAGAGCUUGGCGGAGUGACUUGAAGUUUUUGGGUUUUUGGUUGGGGGUUAUCAGCGGAAAGAAUGUCUUUCCAGCAUAAAAGCUUUUGGAUACCUAGGGAUGCAGGAUGUUUAACUGAUGGAGAGAUGAAUUAUGAUAGCUCCUCUAGAAUUGAAACAAAGCGUGGCCAUCAAUGGUUUAUGGAUGGCAAUGCACAAGAACUAUUCAGUAGCAAGAAGCAAGCAAUAGAAACUGUAAAUUCUAGACCUGUUCCAGGAGUUCCACACAUGAAUGUUUCUCCCUGGGAUAACACUUCGAGUUUUCAGUCAGUUCCUGGGCCAUUCACUGAUCGCCUCUUUGGCUCAGAGCCUAUAAGAACUGUCAACUUGGUUGAUAGAGGCAUCACUGUUGGAAAUGCUAAUAUGGACAUGGGAAGAAAGGAGUUCGAGAAUCAUUUUGCAAACAACCCAUCAGUUGGCUUGUCCAUGUCCCAAUCCAUUGAAGAUUCCUCAUCAUGUCUCAGUUUUGGUGGAAUUAGGAAAGUUAAAGUCAAUCAAGUCAGGGAUCCUGACAUUGGCAUGUCUGCCUCGUUGGGGCAUGCAUACAACAGGGGUGAUAAUGGUACAAUUUCGAUGGGUACAACAUUUAACAAAAAUCACGAGAACGCUAUAUCAUUGGGCCAGACUUAUAAUAGCAGAGAUGACAGUACCAUCUCAGUUGGCCCUGCAUAUCACAAGACAGAUGACAAUUUUAUUUCAAUGGGUCAUACUUUCAGCAAGGGUGAUGGAAAUUUCAUUACAAUUGGUCAUAACUAUAGCAAGGGGGACAGUAGCAUCUUAUCAAUGAGUCAGCCUUUUGACAAGGGGGAUGACACUUUUAUAUCAAUGGGUCAGUCUUAUGAGAAGGCAGAUGGCAAUAUCAUUUCUUUUGGUGCUUCCUACAAUAAAGGGCACGAAAAUUUUAUCUCAAUGGGACCAACCUAUAGUAAAGGCGGUGAUACUUUCAUUUCAAUGGCUUCCUCCUAUAAUAAGGGAAAUGAUGAUACCCUUUCAAUGGGUCCAACAUAUGACAAGGUGGACUCUGACAUCGUACAUGUGGGUCCUAAAUAUGACAAAGCGGAUUCUGGUUCUCUGUCUAUGGCUCACAACUACCAUAAGGGUGAGAGUAAUACUAUAUCUUUUGGAGGUUUCGAUGAUGAAAAUGCGACAGAUAAUCCUUCUGGUGGGAUCAUUAGCAGUUAUGACUUGUUAAUGGCUAAUCAGGCUUCUGCCCAAGCAUCAGAAGUAUCAACCCUGCGAGAUUCAGUUGAUCCCAAUGCGGAAUUAAAUGUUAACAAUGCCCCAAAACUUGAUGCUAAAAUUGACACAAGUUCCAAGAAUAAAGAGCCAAGGACGACUAAGAAGGUGCCCCCAAAUAGCUUCCCUUCAAAUGUUAAAAGCUUGCUCUCCACUGGUAUGCUUGAUGGGGUCCCUGUGAAAUAUGUUUCUUGGUCAAGAGAGAAAAAUCUCAAGGGAAUUAUAAAAGGGACUGGAUAUUUGUGCAGCUGUGACAACUGCAAGCAAUCUAAGGCUCUCAAUGCUUAUGAAUUUGAGAGGCACGCUGGCUGCAAAACCAAACAUCCAAAUAAUCAUAUUUAUUUCGAGAAUGGCAAAACUAUCUAUGCUGUUGUUCAAGAGCUAAAGAACACCCCUCAGGAGAUGCUAUUUGAUGCAAUUCAGAAUGUGACUGGCUCUCCCAUUAAUCAGAAGAAUUUUCGUAUUUGGAAAGCAUCUUAUCAAGCUGCCACCCUUGAACUCCAGCGUAUUUAUGGAAAGGAUGAAGUAAUUAUGCCUUCUUGAGAUGGGGAUUUACCUUUUUAAUUUUUGAGACCUCAAAGAUAUACCCACCAGGGUAUUUAUUCACAGGAUGGAUUUGUAACCAAAACAUUGCUAAAGUGAGUAUAUUGUAAACCAGUAGUUGCUCUCAAAGAUGAUAUGGAUGAGUGGCGUUUGGUGAAGGCGUUAUUCGGCCAGGUCGGUCAGCAACCUGCCGACUUACAAAGACAUCAAUUUGAUCACAAGUGUCCAUUGCACAGAAUGCCCUCUGCUUUUCCUUUCAUGUUACAUUUUGUUCUUGAUUUUAUUCCCUCUUGGCAGAAUUGUAUUGAAGCAUUUCAGCACAAUAGAAUAGUCUGAAACAUCCAUCUUUUCCAGGAGCUUUGGUUCCAACAAAAACAGAAACUAUUAUUAUAUAAUAUAUAGGCCGCCUUCAAAUGCAAAAA